CAGAAAGUCUGAAAAAUGGAUGGAGAUAACCAAAGUGAGGACUCCGAGUUCCUACUCCUGGGGCUCUCAGAGAGACCUGAGCAGCACCAAAUCCUAUUUUGGAUGUUCCUGUCCAUGUACCUGGUCACGGUGGUGGGAAACGUGCUCAUCAUCCUGGCCAUCAGCUCUGACUCCCGCCUGCACACUCCCAUGUACUUCUUCCUGGCCAACCUCUCCUUCACUGACCUCUUCUUCGUCACCAACACAAUCCCCAAGAUGCUGGUGAACCUUCAGUCCCAGAACAAGGCCAUCUCCUAUGUGGGGUGUCUGACACAGCUCUACUUCCUGGUCUCCUUGGUGACUUUGGACAACUUCAUCCUGGCUGUGAUGGCGUAUGACCGCCAUGUGGCCAUCUGUCGCCCUCUCCACUAUAUCACAGCCAUGAACCCUGGGCUUUGCAUCUUGCUUGUCACUUUGUGUUGGGUGCUCUCUGCCCUUUAUGGCCUCCUCCUCACCGUUCUUAUGACCAGAGUGACCUUCUGUGGGCCCCGAAAGAUCCACUACAUCUUCUGUGAGAUGUACAUCCUACUGAGACUGGCAUGUUCCAACACCCACAUCAUUCACACAGUGCUGGUUGCGACGGGCUGCUUCAUCUUCCUCACCCCUUUAGGAUUCAUGAUCAUGUCUUAUGUCCGCAUCGUCAGAGCCAUCCUUCAAAUACCCUCAGCCUCUAACAAGUACAAAGCCUUCUCUACCUGUGCCUCCCAUUUGGGUGUGGUCUCCCUCUUCUAUGGGACACUGGGCAUGGUUUACCUUCAGCCACUCCAAACCUACUCCAUGAAGGACUCAGUAGCCACAGUGAUGUAUGCUGUGGUCACUCCCAUGAUGAACCCUUUCAUCUACAGCCUGAGGAACAAGGACAUGCAUGGGGCUCUGGGAAGACUCCUAGGGGGGCCAUUUCAGAGCUUAAAAUUAGGAUAA
Molecule: messenger RNA, 960 nt
Organism: Otolemur garnettii (small-eared galago)
Lineage: Eukaryota; Metazoa; Chordata; Mammalia; Primates; Galagidae
Product: olfactory receptor 1D5
Exons: 1
Coding region: 16-960 (314 amino acids)
Biological process (GO): G protein-coupled receptor signaling pathway
Cellular component (GO): membrane
Molecular function (GO): olfactory receptor activity; G protein-coupled receptor activity
Source: RefSeq, a predicted model, not a curated record